GUUUCGCUGGAGGCCGAGCAAGAUGGCGGCGCUCUCUUUCUCUUCUUCGGCGCCGGUCCGCGGCACCGGAGGCAGCAGCGCCGCCAGCAAGAGGUCCGCCGCCGCCGCUGGAUACACUUCGGACCGCUUCGCCGAGCAGCUCCUGCCCCGAGAAGGAGGCCAGGCAGCCCGGAGGCCCCGACGCCGCGCCCCCGCCAUCCACCGGGGCUACUAUAUUCGUGCCCAGGCCGUGGGCCACUGCCUCCGAGCUUUCUUGCAGCACACUGGAGGUCUCCCUAGCAGGCAGGUGGUGUCACUGGGUGCAGGCAUGGACUCGCUCUAUUUCUGGGCCAAGGAUGAGGGGCUGCUGGCCAGGACCCGGUUCUUUGAGGUAGACUUCCCAGAGGUGGCGGCCCAGAAAGCCAGCCUGGUUGCCCAGAAGGAGGAGCUGGCCACCCUGGCUGCAGGGACUGACAUGUCUCCACAGGAGUCUGAAGCGGUCAAGUUUUCAGGAGAGGACUACACGAUUUUGGGAGCAGACCUCUCGGAACUGCAGAGGCUGAAGGAAGCAAUGCAUGAGGCCAGCCUGGACCCCGAAGCCCCCACACUGAUCCUGGCAGAGGUAGUGCUCACCUACAUGGAGGCGGAGAGGUCAGAUGCCUUGAUCCACUGGGUGGCUGGCUUCUUCUCACAAGCAUGGUUCAUCUUGUAUGAACAGAUCCAUCCUGAUGAUCCCUUUGGGCACAUAAUGCAGAACCACUUCAGCAGGCUCCAGUCCCCACUACGUUCCCUCGUCCACUACCCAAACUGCAAAGCCCAGCAGUUGCGUUUCCUCCAGAGGGGCUGGACGGAAUGCUGUGCCAUUGAUAUGAAUCAGUUCUAUGGCUCCUUUGUCCCUGGAGAGGAGCAGCAGAGGAUCCGGGCCUUGGAGCCCUUUGACGAGUUUGAGGAGUGGCACCUGAAAUGCUCCCAUUAUUUCAUCCUUGUUGCCUCGAAGGGGACAUCCCUUUCACCGGCUCCUGUUUUUUCCAACACAGAAGCCUUCCUGACUCAUCAGGAGCCCACUUUUGUUGGGAUGGUUCCCACAUCAAUCUGCGCAACAGAUGCAGGAGCUUCUGGCCUGAGGCGGUAUGGCCAUCGCUCUGUGUUGCUUUCUCCUCAUGUGGUCCUGACUGUGGGAGGAUUUGGUGACCAGGAUGGGCGUCAUUGCCGUCUGACUCAGCUCCAUCUCCUGAUCAAGCCCAGAAGGGAUGCAGCCUGGGAGAGUCGUACCCUCUGCUUGGCCCAAUCUGGUGAAGCAUGGGAUGGUCGGCUCUUCCACACAUUGACGCUCCUGCAAGCAGGCUGGGCUGUUGUGAUGGGGGGCCGGAGGUCACCAGUGAGUCCUGCCCCGGCAGCUUGUCGCUUGAGUGUGUUGGAGGCUGGUGGCAGUCCUGUUGUGGAGCUCAUCCACCUGCCACCCAUCCAGGGUCUGGCCUUGCCCCGUUGGAGGCAUUCAGCUACUGAAGUUAUACAUGAAGGUGAGACCUAUCUCUUUGUCUAUGGUGGUUGCAGCUCCAGGCAGUGCGUGCUGGCGGACUGGUGUUUCCUCUACAUGGAAGAGAUGAGUUGCCACCAGGUUCCUGUAGAUGGCCCUGUCCCAGUUGGCCGACACUCCCAUAGCGCCUGUGGCUGGGCAGGUGGAGUGCUCAUUGCAGGAGGACUGGAUGCUGCAGAACAGCCACUGGGCUCGAUCCUGUUUUUGAGGCCAGCUGAGAAGGGAUUCCAGUGGCAGUCACUGGAGACUUGCCCCCCGCUCACCCCCAGGUAAGGUGGCAGGCCAGUACCCUCUUCCCUCCACUCAGAUGGACUGACUCCCAAGGAGGGUGGUGCUACCGAGUGAGCACAGCCAAGUGGCAGACAGACAGAGCUGUAAAUCAGGAAAUCCCCUUCAUCCCCUGGCCAGUUUCCCCAGCUGCAAGCUCAGUCAGAGGCAGCAGGCAAAGUCCACUCCUACCUGCUUCCUGGCACAUCUACAUUUGGGUUGUAACUGCCCAUUGCCCAAAAGGGUUGUGGGAGGAAGGCCCCUAGUCAGAUGGUAUUCCUUGAGUGAAGAAAAAAACCUUUAAAUGUAGCAUGAAAACAUAGAUGGAUUGUUCUCUACAAUAAUGUUGGCAACAACAGUCCUAUGAUUAGUGG
Sceloporus undulatus (fence lizard) is the source of this 2157-nucleotide messenger RNA. RefSeq names its product leucine carboxyl methyltransferase 2 (gene LCMT2). The transcript is spliced from 12 exons. Gene Ontology annotation, molecular function: tRNA methyltransferase activity; protein binding. Gene Ontology annotation, biological process: wybutosine biosynthetic process; tRNA methylation. The record is from RefSeq and is a predicted model, not a curated record. Bases 23 to 1789 code for a protein of 588 amino acids. Lineage: Eukaryota; Metazoa; Chordata; Lepidosauria; Squamata; Phrynosomatidae.